AAACUCAGCUGAGCAUUUAUAAAAUUGCAUUAAGCUUUCCAUUUUUUAAGAACUCUUUCUGCAUGAAGUGGAAAAAGUACAGCAGUCAGCAGUUUCCUUAAAUAUGUAGAACUACAGCAUUUGUUUGAGCGCUGCUGAGUUCUGGUGUCCCACGGACUCCCUGCUCCCUCCCACAGCUGGCUCACUGUGGAUGAAAGCUCUGGCUGCUAACCCUAACCCCGUGGUCAGUCUCUCCCUCCCGUCACCUUGGAGUUAAUGACUGCACUCACAGUUGGUGAUGGCGGGGGGGCACAGCGUUUAUUUGCCUCAGCUUCACAGCAUCUGCAGUCGUGCUUUCCCGUGUUGGCCCCUCUAGGCUGAGAUAGGUCUUGGUGGAGGUUGUUUGUCCAGCUUGAUCUUGGCAUGAGGUGAUAAAUGAUCUGCGCGGCCGCUGAUACUGAUCUGGCCUGUGCCGUGGUCCAUGCCAAUGUUUCUUUUUAUUUUCUAGUCAUCUUUUUCCCUUCACUAUUUGUCUCUGCUAAUCUCUCUGUUCCUUUCUCUCACUUUUUUGCUGGUAUUGAUGGGCAGCCCUGAGAGGUGCUGUGACAGUUUUGCAGGAAUCCCUGGAGACUUCAGACUUCCUCUGACAUGUACACCAUAAUCACUCACAGUGGGGAUCCAACAGCCAUGUGCCUUUUGAGAAGUCUCUUCUUGAGAGCCAUGAAUAUCCUGUUGCACGCCACUUGUGCCUCAGUAAACACAGAAGCGAGGCGAGGCGAGUGCUGUAAUGUAACAGGAGGAGCCGAGAUCCUCGCUUGCGCCUCCUGGAGUCUCCAGCUGUUCACAGAACUCCCCAGACGAUGCGGCUCGAGCAGGUUUCAGAAAUGGCUACCGAGGGAGCCACACUUUACCUGUUUGUGCCAGCUGAGGCCUUGCUGUGAUACAACACACCCACCUAUUGAUUUGUGUGUGAUGAGCCUGCUGUAGACAUUUCUCGUAUCCCUCUUUUGUCUCUACCCUCUUUUUCCUCCCCGCCCCCUGAGCGUGUCUCCGGGUCUCUCUGUGUUUCCGAGGCGUUCCACUCUGUCAGGCCCUCCCUCUCCCCUGUUGUUUGUCCUCUCUUUCUUUGAUGAGCCGUUCUCGGCCAGGCAAGCCAGCAGCUCCCCAUUGAUUGGCUGGUCGAUGGGUAGUGUGUUUUUGCCAGCGUCUAUAGCGGGCGUCCGGGCUCUGCAAAUUGAGCAAAGCCAAAAGAACGGCUUUCUUUGGAUCAAGGGACUGCUCUAAUGUCAACACAGACUAUGCUUGGAGACGGAAGAAGCAAGGAUUCGCUCAGCUCUCUGAAAACGACCGGUGGCAGACAGAUAUAUUCAUUACUACCUCUCCAUCUGCCAUUCUUACAUCUCUCUCUAUUUUUCACUACGUGUUUCUUUUUUACAGCUGGAGAGGACCACUAUGAUGCUCUUUAUUUGGUUUUUCUCCCAACCAGGUUCUGGAGCUGCACAAGUGAGGGUGGGAGGGGUUCUGCUGACAGGACAGUUGGAAGUGAGGCUGUGUGUGUGGAUUGUGUUGUUUGGGGAUUACUGGUACAUCUGAAAGGAAAUGGAAAUAGAUUUUAACCCAAGUCAGGCCAUUUUUCCCCUUCUCAUUUUCCAUUCGAGCCAUACGUUACGUGAGUAGCCAACCAUAACGCAGGCAGAUAACUUGCUUUAAAAAAUGAAGAGGAAGGACAGCGUUUUUUUUAAUCUCGAUUUUCUCUUUUUUCCUGCACCUGCUUUUCCUUUCAUUCUCUUUGCUUUUCCUCUUUUCUUACUGUCUUUCUGUUGUCUUUCUGUCUCCUUCUUUCUCCUUUUUCUGAUGCUUGAAUAGAAGUGGAUCAAAAAGUUUUUGUCUGCCCGGGGACGCUGCUGCAAGUGCAGGUGCCCAGCUCUCUUCAUGACACGGAGCACCAGUCAGGGGCAUGGUGCAAAGACCCUCUGCAGGCCGGGGACCGUCUGUACGUCAUGCCCUGGAUCCCUUACCGUACCGACGUGCUGUAUGAGUAUGCCUCUUGGGAUGACUUUAAACAGAACCGUGCCACCACCACCUACAAGUUACCAAACAGAGUGGAUGGAACUGGCUUUGUUGUGUACGACGGGGCGGUGUUUUACAACAAAGAGCGCACACGAAACAUAGUCAAGUAUGACUUACGAACACGCAUCAAAAGUGGUGAAGCCAUUGUCACAAACGCCAACUAUCAUGACACCUCACCCUACCGCUGGGGAGGAAAGUCGGAUAUUGACCUGGCUGUGGAUGAAAAUGGCCUCUGGGUGAUUUACGCCACUGAAUCCAACAACGGACGACUGGUGGUCAGCCAGGUCAACCCUUACACGCUGAGAUUUGAAGGCACUUGGGAGACCAGCUUUGACAAGAGGAUGGCCUCCAACGCCUUCAUGGCCUGCGGCGUGCUUUACGCGGUGCGCUCAGUCUACCAGGAUGACGACAGCGAAGCAGGAGGCGACCUGAUCAUGUAUGCCUACAACACCAACCGCGCACACGAGGAAACCGUCAACAUCCCCUUCCCAAACCCUUACCAGUACGUUUCCUCUGUGGACUACAACCCUCGAGACAACCAGCUUUAUGUAUGGAACAACUACUAUGCUCUGCGCUACCCGCUGGAAUUUGGACCACCAGAUCCCACUGUUGGACCUCUGACAACCACUCAAGUGACCACUACUCCUCCAGCGAGGCCGUUCACCUCCAGUGCCAGCCCCUCCACUGCCCGUCCUAUUGCCCCUACCUCGCGACCAAUCGGCCCCAUCAACAAACAUCCAGAUCUGCGUCCUAUCACGGCCACCGUCCCUGUCACACGCCGUCCACCUCUCCCUCCUCAAUACCCAGAACGGUAUUUUUGUGAGUCCAAGCAGGACCGUGGCAUUCAGUGGCCAUCCACCCAGCGAGGAGAAACUGUGGAUCGACCGUGUCCCAAAGGAUCUCUGGGCAUUGCUUCGUUCCAGUGCUUGGCAGAUGAGGUCACUUGGAACUCGCGGGGCCCUGACCUGAGUAACUGCACCUCCCCAUGGGUCAACCAGGUGGCACAGAAGAUAAAGAGUGGGGAGAAUGCCGCUAACAUAGCUGGCGAGUUGGUGAACCACACAAGAGGUCGGAUCCAAGCUGGAGAUGUCAUCUCAUCGGUCCGGCUGAUCGAGCAGCUGCUGGAUAUCCUGGAUGCCCAGCUUCAGGCCCUGAGACCGGGGAAGAAAGAGUCCGCUGGGCGAAACUAUAAUAAGUACCAGAAGCGAGAGCAGACAUGUCGGGCAUUUAUCCAGGCGGUGGUUCAGACGGUGGAUAACUUGCUCCGUUGGGAGGCUCUGGAGUCGUGGCGGGACAUGAACAGCUCAGAGCAGGCCCACACUGCCACCAUGUUACUGGAUGUUCUGGAAAAGGGAGCGUUCCUGCUGGCUAACAACAUGUACGGGAAUCGCUUCUCCGAUCGAGCCCCCAGCGUUGAUCUGGAGGUGCAUGUCGUCAACACAGAGAUGGACCUGCAGGACUUGUCCUUUCCAGAGAACUAUGUCAGCGACAGCACCAUCCAGCUCUCAGCGUCCACCAUCAAGCAGUACAGUCGCAACGGACAAGUAAAGGUGGUGUUCAUCCUGUAUAAAAAUUUGGGAUCCUUCCUGUCCACCGAGAACGCUACAGUGAAGAUGGAAUCGGAUGGAACAAACCUGGAGAGGAAGAGCUUGGCGGUAAACUCUCACGUAAUUGCAGCCUCCAUCAACAAGGAGUCCAGCAGGGUCUUCCUCACUCAGCCAGUGAUCUUCACACUCAAGCAUCUCAAGAUGAAGAGUUACUACACUCCAAACUGCUCCUUUUGGAACUACUCGGAGCGCUCCAUGACAGGCCAGUGGUCUUCCCAGGGCUGCAAGCUGCUGGAUGCAAACAGCACACACACCACGUGCUCCUGCAGCCACCUCACCAACUUCGCCGUGCUCAUGGCUCACCACGAACCCGAUGACCGGAUGCACGAACUGAUGCUUUUCGUGAUCACCUGUGUGGGCAUCGUGAUCUCCCUGGUGUGUCUAGCUAUCUGCAUCUCCACUUUCUGCUUCCUGCGGGGUCUGCAGACUGACCGCAACACAAUCCACAAAAACCUCUGCAUCAACCUCUUCAUCGCCGAGCUGCUCUUCCUCAUCGGGAUCGACAAGAUUGAAUACCAUAUUGCCUGUCCAAUCUUUGCUGGCCUUCUUCAUUUCUUCUUCUUGGCUGCCUUCUCCUGGAUGUGUCUGGAGGCUGUGCAACUCUAUCUCAUGCUCGUGGAGGUCUUUGAGAGCGAGUACUCACGCAAAAAGUACUACUAUCUGUGCGGCUACUGCCUCCCCGCACUGGUGGUGGGCAUCUCUGCAGCCAUAGACUACAGGAGCUAUGGGACCAAGAAAGCGUGCUGGCUGCGAGUGGAUAACCACUUCAUCUGGAGCUUCAUUGGACCUGUUUCAUUUGUUAUUAUGCUCAACCUCAUUUUCCUCAUGAUCACUCUUCAUAAGAUGAUACGCAACUCUUCUGCACUCAAGCCUGACUCAAGCCGCCUGGAUAACAUAAAGUCGUGGGCUCUGGGGGCCGUUGUCCUGCUGUUCUUGCUUGGACUCACAUGGGCGUUUGGUCUCCUCUUUAUCAACGAGAAAACAUUGAUCAUGGCCUAUCUGUUCACCACCUUCAACGCCUUCCAGGGCAUGUUCAUCUUCAUCUUCCACUGUGCACUGCAAAAGAAGGUCCAUAAGGAGUACAGUAAAUGUCUGCGUCACUCCUACUGCUGCAGCCGCACUUCCAACAACAGCUCCCACGGUUCCCUGAAGAACUCCGGCCUGCGUGCCAACAACCGCUACUACAGUGGCAGCCAAGCUCGCCACGCAGCGGCCCACAGACAGAGUCGGAUUCGUAGGAUGUGGAACGACACGGUUCGAAAGCAGACAGAAUCCUCCUUCAUGGCAGGAGACAUAAACAGCACCCCGACACUCAACAGAGCGACCAUGGGCAACCACCUUUUGACCAACCCGGUGCUACAGAAUCGCUCUGGCACGUCUCCGUACAACACUCUGCUGGCUGAAAGCUUCACCCCGCCCUCACCUGGAGUGUUCAACUCCACAGGAACCUUUCGUGACCCAAAAAGUACCCUUUCUAAACCCUGUGACCCCUGCGGAAUGGAAACCCUCCCCUUAAAUGGUAACUUCAACAACAGCUACUCCAUGCGCAGCGGCCCAUCGGGUGGAGGUGGGGGCAGCUGUGACUUCUUAAAUAGUGGAGGCGGCGACACUCCUCCGCCCAUCUUCAACCCCCGAAGCACAGAGACCCUGGGAGGCGGAGGCGUCCGACGAAACCUCUCUGACGCUGCCGCCUUUGAAAAAAUGAUCAUCUCUGAGCUUGUGCAUAACAAUCUGAGAGGUGGUGUGGGUGGAGGAGGCGACUUAACGGACAGAGCAUAUGGAAGUCUGGUCGGUCGAGGAACAACUGUUCCUGGGACUGAACCUUCAGUGAGUCUGGAUGAAGACGAUGAGUUUUUAAGAGAUGAACGGCAGCGAACGCCGCAGGAUGUUGAGCUGCUUUACAAAGCUCUGGAGGAACCUCUGCUGUUGCAACGCGCCCAGUCGGUCCUCUACCAGAGCGAUCCAGAGGAGUCGGAGAGCUACACAGCCGACCUAACGGAAAGCCUCGGCCACAGCGGUCAGAGUGGUGGGCAGGGGGGCAGCAGAGCGCCAGACUCCCCUGCUCAUGACUCCCUGUACACCAGCAUCACCAACCUGCGAGACUCUCCCUACCCUGACAGCAGUCCUGAGCCACUGGAGGUAGUUCCUCGUUCAGCUCAGCCCCCUGAAGAGCUGUACUACAGCUCUGGGCGGCCUGCCCUGGGUUCUCGUGGAGCCCCCAUGCAGACCUUCUACCAGGCCCCAUCUCAAAGACCGAUUGGGGAGGGACACCAGGCUCAGGAGUCAGUCCACAAUGAGGGAGACGGACAGAUGCAACUGGUCACCAGCCUGUGACUGGAGACUGAAACAGGACGCAGGAGACUGAUGUAAUGGCCAGAGCCUCCUCUUAGCCAGUCUCUGUCUUGUGUCUCCACUCGAUGCUUGUUUGGUUGCCUUUCUUUCUCUUGACUUUUAUUUGACUUCCAGAUGUGCAAACAGAAAGACUUUUCUGGGGAGUCACUGCUGACUCUCCCCCCAUCAUCUAGAGAUGAGUGGUGAGGGGUUUUGGCAGAGUUCUUUAUCUCUGGCAAACCUCGGCUAGCCCCAGUUUCUGGUACCCCAAGGCCAGUCCAGCACUCUGAAUGUACCAACGCCCCCCCGGAUGUUUCGAAACUUUAAAACUUUGUUCCAUUUGUUUUAAUGUAGUUUUCCAUCAGACCGGCCUACAGAGAUGAGGAUGUUGUUUAAUAUUUUGUUCUCUUUUUUUUUCAGGUCAUCAUUUGAUAGGGGUAGUUAGCUGUGGAGACAGGGAAUAUUAUACACCACUGAUACCUGAAACAUCUCAUAGAGAGCUCUUCGUUGUUGCCAAAAAUAUUUUAUUGAGCCAGAGCAGAAACUAGAACAUUCGCAAGACACACACACACACACACACACACACACACACACACACGGUCUUAUUGAGAAGUGCUUGUUUCUGAACAUCAGAGGUGAAGACGAGCUUUUUAGGUAGUUGCCUUUGUUUCGUCUCGCUGAAAACGAGAAGUGCACUGAGGUGGAGGACAGGUGGACACAGAGACUGAGGAGGCGCUGUACCUCCCAUCCAGAGCAGGAGAGCCCAUGCCCCUCUGACUGGGGAACUCUGGAUGUUUGCUUUAGGCCUUUGAAAAACAAAGUGACUGCCUUGUUAUUGUCUGAAGAGAGUAUUCAGUUUGCUCCCACCAGGCAGCAAGUGGAGAUGGUCACGCCCUUCCCUCGUAUGCUGCUGGUUGAGGCUUGACUGAAACGAACUUCCUGUGUGUUCUUGUGACAAACAGGACUUUAGACGUCGCAGACGCACUGACCAACAAUUGGUACAACCAUGUAUAUAAGAAGCAAACUUCUUUAUUCCUACUCUGUAAAUAAAACACCAGAUGAUCAAAAGCAACAAAAGUAAUAAAUACUAUGAAAACAACUUCUUGUACUACAACAACUUGUUGAAGGAGAAGAAUAAAAUGUUUCGGAGUUUGUGACCAGAAUGAAACACGCUAUCUCUCUCCCCCAGUCCUUAAUCUCUCUCGCUCUUUUUUUCUUUUUUUUUAACAAAUAUUUCUUUUUUUUUUUUUUUUUUUUGCUGUUUUAUUAAAUCUUCCUGUACACAUCUUUAGUGAUCCAAUAGAAAGAGAGAAAGAGCGAGAGUGAUUAGGACGGACAUGAGGUUUUUAUUUAAACUAAUGAAAAAUGAAACAAAAAAUACCUACUGGCACAAUUUUUAUACAGCAUAAUCAUUCCCAUGAUGCUAAUGUUUAACAUCGACAUUCCUUAGGUUGAAUUUCCAAACACGGUGGGAGAGUGAGGAAGAGAGAUGGAUCAAUGUGGACGAUUAAUGGCAUCCAUGAGGUGAUUCGGUUGGCUCUUGUAUUGAUUUAAGCAGAUUUCAUUCUUCUACCAACCUGGGUUUUAGCAUGUGUAAUAAUGACAUUUGUUCUGCUGUCAGAAAAUAUUACACUGUGCUGUUUCUGAAA
This is a messenger RNA of Nothobranchius furzeri (turquoise killifish), 7636 nucleotides long. It is a transcript of the gene adgrl1a, whose product is annotated as adhesion G protein-coupled receptor L1a. Gene Ontology annotation, biological process: cell surface receptor signaling pathway; heterophilic cell-cell adhesion; adenylate cyclase-activating G protein-coupled receptor signaling pathway. Gene Ontology annotation, molecular function: carbohydrate binding; latrotoxin receptor activity; G protein-coupled receptor activity. The record is from RefSeq and is a predicted model, not a curated record. Lineage: Eukaryota; Metazoa; Chordata; Actinopteri; Cyprinodontiformes; Nothobranchiidae. Gene Ontology annotation, cellular component: axon; presynaptic membrane; plasma membrane.